Cyprinodon variegatus (sheepshead minnow) is the source of this 756-nucleotide messenger RNA. Its product is annotated as immunoglobulin superfamily member 10-like. NCBI's taxonomy places the organism in Eukaryota, Metazoa, Chordata, Actinopteri, Cyprinodontiformes, Cyprinodontidae. Bases 22 to 756 code for a protein of 244 amino acids. The record is from RefSeq and is a predicted model, not a curated record. Gene Ontology annotation, cellular component: external side of plasma membrane. Gene Ontology annotation, biological process: cellular response to lipopolysaccharide; negative regulation of T cell proliferation; positive regulation of T cell proliferation. The transcript has 2 exons.
UCUCCUGCAGAUCGGAGAUUCAUGAGAGCUGAACCUGGAAGCAGCGUCACUCUGCCAUGUAGACCAGCUGAGAACAAAACUGUUAGAUAUGUAGCGUGGACCAGAACUGAUCUGAAAGAUGGAAUGUAUGCUAUUUUGUACAGAGAUCCACAUGUUAAUCCAGACGAUACAUGUGGAUCCUUCAAGAACCGAGUGAAUCUGAAGGACGUGACGAAUAGGGAUGCUUCUUUGAUCCUGACAAAUGUGACGGCUGCUGAUACAGGAACAUAUGAGUGUAUAGUUAAGUGGGAAGGAGAUCAGUCAGACUCUAAGAUCAUCAGCAUCAUUGGUCUGAAAGUUAAACCAGAUCAGAGAACCAUCAGAGUUAAAUAUGGAGAAACCGUCACUCUGCCAUGCACAGCUCCUAGAAGGGAAGAGCUUGAUGUUGCAGAGUGGAGCAGAGCUGAUCUGGAGUCAGAUCAAUAUGUUAUUUUGUUCAGUGGCAAUAGAGUUAAUGACGACUCUCAGUCUCCAUCCUUUAAGGACCGGGUGAAACUGCAGGAUGUGAAGAAUGGAAGCGCUUCUUUGAUCCUGAGGAUGGCAACACCUGAGGAUUCAGGAACAUAUGAGUGUCGAGUUGUUCAGGGAGGAAACAGCUGCAAGAAGAGAUCCAUUCUGGACACUGACCUCCUCAGCAUCAUUACCCUGAUAGUUGAUCAAGGUGAGUCUGAUUGUUUCUGGAUCAGAACCUCCAGCAGCUUCCUGGUUCUGAUGUGA